Rattus rattus (black rat) is the source of this 3080-nucleotide messenger RNA. It is a transcript of the gene Rasa2, whose product is annotated as RAS p21 protein activator 2. NCBI's taxonomy places the organism in Eukaryota, Metazoa, Chordata, Mammalia, Rodentia, Muridae. The transcript is spliced from 24 exons. Bases 69 to 2612 code for a protein of 847 amino acids. Gene Ontology annotation, molecular function: GTPase activator activity; phospholipid binding. The record is from RefSeq and is a predicted model, not a curated record. Gene Ontology annotation, biological process: regulation of GTPase activity; negative regulation of Ras protein signal transduction; intracellular signal transduction.
GCCUCGCUCCGGCUCCGCCUUGACGGGCUACGCAGGCGGUAGGGCUGCGGUAGGGGCCGGGCGGCACCAUGGCGGCGGCAGCGCCUGCUGCGGCGGCUUCAACCGAGGCGCCGGCCGUCCCGGGCACCGCAGAACCCGAGACGGGAGACGAGGACAGUCGUGAGGUCCGAGUGCUGCAGAGCCUGCGCGGCAGGAUCUAUGAAGCAAAAAAUUUAUUGCCAUAUCUUGGACCCAACAAAAUGCGGGAUUGUUUCUGCACUAUAAAUUUGGACCAGGAAGAAGUUUAUCGCACCCAGGUUGUUGAAAAGUCUUUAAGUCCAUAUUUCAGUGAAGAAUUUUAUUUUGAGAUUCCAAGAACUUUCCAGUAUUUGUCAUUUUAUGUUUAUGAUAAAAAUGUUUUACAAAGAGAUCUUCGUAUAGGAAAAGUAGCCAUCAAAAAAGAAGACUUGUGCAGUCAUAGUGGUAAAGAAACUUGGUUUUCAUUGCAGCCUAUUGACUCAAAUUCAGAAGUUCAGGGAAAAGUUCACCUUGAAUUAAAACUGAAUGAAUUGAUAACAGAAAAUGGAACUGUGUGCCAGCAGCUUGUUGUACACAUCAAGGCAUGCCACGGGUUGCCUCUCAUCAAUGGACAAAGCUGUGAUCCUUACGCAACAGUUUCCCUCGUGGGCCCUUCCAGGAAUGACCAAAAGAAGACAAAAGUAAAGAAGAAAACAAGCAAUCCACAGUUCAAUGAAGUCUUCUACUUUGAGGUAACCAGAUCCAGCAGUUACACCAGGAAGUCCCAGUUCCAGGUGGAGGAGGAAGACAUUGAGAAGCUGGAGAUCAGGAUUGACUUGUGGAAUAAUGAAAACCUAGUUCAAGAUGUUUUCCUGGGAGAGAUUAAGGUUCCUGUCAAUGUGUUAAGAAAUGAUUCCUCUCAUCAAGCCUGGUACUUGCUACAACCAAGAGACAAUGGAAACAAGUCGUCUAAACCCGAUGACCUGGGAUCCCUCCUGCUAACUCUGUGUUACACAGAGGACUACGUGCUCCCAUCAGAGUACUACGGACCCUUGAAAGCUUUGCUGCUAAAAUCACCAGAUGUUCAGCCAGUAUCUGCCUCAGCUGCUUAUAUUUUGGGUGAAAUAUGUCAAGAUCAGAAGGAUGCCGUUUUGCCCCUCGUACGACUGUUGCUGCAUCACAAUAAGCUUGUUCCCUUUAUCACUGUGGUGGCUGAACUGGACUUGAAGGAUACUCAAGAUGCCAACGCAAUAUUUAGAGGAAACUCCCUGGCUACCCAGUGUCUGACUGAGAUGAUGAAGAUAGUGGGAGGGCACUACCUGAAAGUCACACUGAAGCCUGUUCUGGAUGAGAUAUGUGAGUCCUCGAAAUCCUGUGAAAUAGAUCCUGUUAAGUUGAAAGAGGGAGAUAAUGUGGAGAGUAAUAAGGAGAAUCUGUACUACUAUGUGGACAAAGUAUUCAGUGCGAUCGUAGGAUCGAGUGUGAGCUGUCCCACUGUGAUGUGUGAUAUUUUUUAUUCUCUGAGACAGAUGGCUGCUAAGAGAUUUCCUAAUAACCCUCAUGUUCAGUACUCUGCCGUGAGCAGCUUUGUGUUUCUUCGUUUCUUUGCUGUAGCGAUUCUCUCACCUCAUGCUUUUCAUUUGCGACCUCAUUAUCCAGAUACACAGACAGUUAGGACUUUAACUCUCAUCUCAAAAACCAUUCAGAUUAUUGGAAACUGGGGAUGUCAAUCCAGAAGAAAGUCACGGUUCAAAAAGUCAGUCAUGUGUGAAUUUCUCAAAAUGUUUCAAGAAGAAAGGUAUUUUACAGACGUGAAAAAGUUCUUGGAUGAAAUUUCGUCUACGGAAACUAAGGAGUCCAGUGGUACGAGUGAGCCUGUGCACCUGAAAGAAGGUGAGAUGUAUAAAAGAGCUCAAGGAAGAACCCGUAUUGGAAAAAAGAACUUCAAGAAACGAUGGUUCUGCUUGACAAGCAAAGAGCUCACCUACCACAAACAGCAAGGCAAAGAUGCAAUUUACACUAUUCCAGUAAAAAACAUUCUUGCUGUGGAAAAACUGGAAGAAAGCUCUUUCAACAAGAAAAAUAUGUUCCAAGUGAUCCAUACGGAGAAAACGCUGUACAUCCAAGCAAAUAACUGUGUGGAAGCUAAUGAGUGGAUCGACAUGCUGUGCAGGGUGAGCAGGUGCAACCACAACAGGCUCAGCUCCUUCCACCCGUCAGCAUAUCUCAACGGAAGCUGGCUCUGCUGCCAGGAGACGAGUGAAGGCACACCAGGCUGCAAGCCAUGCACUGCAGGCAUCCCUGCAGACAUCCAGAUAGAUAUUGAUGAAGACAGAGAAACAGAAAGAAUUUACUCCGUUUUUACCCUCAGUUUACCUAAACUGCAGAAGAUGGAAGAGGCUUGUGGGUCUAUAGCUGUAUAUCAGGGGCCACAGAAAGAACCUGGUUAUUCUAAGUUCACCAUCGAGGAUUCUGUCGCAACCUUUAAGACAAUUCAGCAAAUAAAAAGCACCAUAGAGAAGCUAGAUGAACCUCAUGAGAAAUACAGGAAGAAAAGAUCGAGUAGUGCAAAAUACGGAAGCAAGGAAAAUCCAAUUGUGGGAAAAAUAUCAUAGUGUUUGAUCAACUGACGGAGAACUGGAAAAUACUCUUAUCAUCGAGUUUUUCAAUUCACCCCGUUUGUUCCAGUGUGUAAGAGCGGACAUUGGCUUUGAAGACACCUGCUCUUGCAAUGUAUUUAAUAUUUAAUGAUUGAAAUUAACUGGGGAUCCUGAUACUGAUGUGUUUAUUACUAAAGAAUUUGAAAACCAAGAUUUCCUUCAUAGCCAUGCAUCCAAAUCCAUGUCUCUGCAACUUCCUUUCGACAGAAAGGAUCUUUCUAAGGAACGUUCCCAAGAAGCUUUGUAAUAAGGGAGCACUUGAUAGCAAGAAGCCAUCUCUACUUGGAGCACUUCUGUGUCACUCACUACCAUCAGUGCCUGCCCUGUGCUGCCAGCAUUGAGCUUCCAGAGAAUUCCAGCUCCUUGUCAGUUCGGAACUUUUCAUUAAGUUCAUCUGGACCUUCAAUCUUUACAAAAAGAAAA